AUGAGCUCAUCUGCGGAUCUGGAGCUUGGCUCGAAGGAAAAGAGCUUCGAUCUCAAUCAGGCGGAUUUGGAUGCGGAUCUUCAGAAACCAGACUAUGUGCCGCAGUACAAGCAGGAUGCGUUUGGUGAUGAGGAGAAUGCGGAGGUGAAGUAUAAGGUGCUGAAGUGGUGGCAAUGUGGUUUGCUUAUGGUCGCUGAAACCGUCUCCCUGGGUGUUCUAUCGCUGCCUGCUGCUAUUGCAGGCCUUGGGUUUCUACCUGCGAUCAUUAUUCUUGUCUUCCUCGGCUCACUGGCCACAUAUACUGGCUACGUGAUUGGACAAAUGAAAUGGAAAUAUCCUCACAUCUCGACAAUGGCCGACGCAGGCGAAGUCCUGGCAGGAAAAUGGGGUCGUGAAAUUCUCGGUGUCGCGCAAACCAUCUUCCUUGUCUUCGUCAUGGCCAGUCAUCUGUUGACCUUCACCGUGGCCAUGAACACUAUCACCAGCCAUGGAACCUGCUCCAUCGUCUUCGGCAUCGUUGGCAUGGUCGUAUCAUUCAUCUGCUCCUUGCCCCGAACCCUAGUGAAGAUGUCCUGGCUCUCCCUAGUCUCAUUCGGAAGUAUCAUGACAGCAGUCUUGAUCGUCAUGAUCGGCGUCGGAAUCGAGAAGCCCGGCGGCCGCACCGAACUAGUCGUCGAAACAAACCUCUACCUCGGCUUCUCAGCAGUCUGCAACAUCGUCUUCGCCUUCUGCGGCCACGCCGCCUUCUUCGGCCUGAUGGCCGAGCUGAAGAACCCGCGCGAUUUCACCAAGUCCCUCUGUCUGCUCCAGGGCAUCGACAUGGCCUUGUACCUCAUAGCCGCCAUCGUCAUCUACCGCUACGCCGGCGCCGAUGUCACCUCGCCAGCGCUGGGAUCUGCCUCGCCCAUGGUCGCAAAGGUUGCCUACGGCAUCGCCUUGCCCACUAUUGUCAUCGCCGGUGUCAUCAACGGCCACGUCGCAUUCAAAUACGUCUACACGCGCAUCUUCCGCGGCACAGACCGCAUGCACAAGCGUGAUGCUGUCGCCAUCGGCUCUUGGGUUGGCAUUUCUCUUUCCCUGUGGAUUCUGGCUUGGAUCAUCUCUUCCGCCAUCCCAGUGUUUAGCAGCUUGCUCAGUCUGAUCACUGCUCUCUUCGCCAGUUGGUUCACCUACGGUCUGAGCGGCAUCUUCUGGCUGUUCAUGAACAAGGGCCUCUGGUUCUCCUCGCCACGAAAGAUCGCCAUGACAGUCCUCAAUGUCUUCGUCAUUGCCGUCGGUGCGGCUAUCUGUGGUCUCGGCCUCUACGUCUCCGGCAAGGCAAUUCACGACAAUCCCAGCAGCGCGAGCUUCUCUUGCGCCAAUAAUGCUUAA
Penicillium nucicola is the source of this 1371-nucleotide messenger RNA. RefSeq names its product neutral amino acid permease. The transcript is spliced from 7 exons. NCBI's taxonomy places the organism in Eukaryota, Fungi, Ascomycota, Eurotiomycetes, Eurotiales, Aspergillaceae. Bases 1 to 1371 code for a protein of 456 amino acids. Gene Ontology annotation, molecular function: amino acid transmembrane transporter activity. The record is from RefSeq and is a predicted model, not a curated record. Gene Ontology annotation, cellular component: vacuolar membrane. Gene Ontology annotation, biological process: amino acid transmembrane transport.